AUGGAAACAAGAAGCUUUGAUAAUAUUGUUAUUGAAGGAUAUAUUAUUGAUGGCAAAUAUAAUGGUGAAGUUAAAAUCACCCAAAAAGAAAUCAAACAAGAGAUUUAUUAUACUAUGAAAAGUGGAAUGGUUUUAGUAAUAAAUCAAAUUCCUAGUGUUGAAGAACAUAUCUUUGAACUAUUUCCUUUUCCUCAUUCAUAUGAAAUAGAACAAAUAGUAAAUGAGUACCAAUUUAUUUUUUCAAAAUUAAAUAUUUUUGAAGAAGUUAUUGUUAGUGCUGAAAGUAUUCAACAAGUUAUUGAGACAAGUGAAAAAAUUGAAGAACUUAUACUUUUAUUAGAAUUAUUAUCUAAACCAAUUUCAAUUCCAAUUAAUAUAAGCUUUUUAAAUACAAAAACUGGAGAGUUACAAAAUUUGAUUGACGUUAUAAGUUAUUCAACCUUUCUUGAAAGAGUUAUAAAGAAUCUAUGUUUUGGUAAUUAUUUAUAUUUAGUUUUAUGUAAACGAUGUUUAGAACAUUGUUUAUUAUUUUCAAUGAAUAAAGAAAUUGGAAUGGUUCUUGGUGAAUUAUUAAAAAAUAUAGAAAAUAAUUGUUCAGAAGAAAAUAAAAGAAAUAUAACAUCAUCAAUUCAAGUUUUAUGUUCUAAUUGUCAAAUAAAAACAUUAGAACAAUAUACAUUAUUAAAAAGAAUAAAAAUUAUAAAAAGUUUUUGGAGAAACAUUAAAGAAAAUGAAAAAGAACGAUUUAUAAGAAAACAAAUAAAAGAAAUUGGAUUUAUGUUAUACCAACAUAAUCAAAUUAUUCAAAAUCCCAAAAAGUUAAUGAUAGAAACAUGGAAAUAUAUUUAUAAUAUAUUAAAAACAAAUGAUAAUAUAAUUAAUAUAAUUAAACCAUUAUUUAUAAUUAUUAUAGCAUCAUACAGUAAAAAUUAUAUUGAAAAUAUUGGAUGGAUUAUUGAUAUUUGUAAAAACUAUAUUGAAAUGAAUCUUGUUUGUAAUAAUAGUGAAUGUGACGGUUAUAUAUUAACUAUAAUUGAAGAAUGCAAAAUGAUACUAAUUGAUCAAACAAAACCGAUUGAUGAUGUAAUAAAUAAUAGUAUUAAAAAUGUUUGGAAUAAUGAAAUAUCAAUUGAAUACUUCAAAAGUAUAGAAAUAAUUGAAAAACAAUUAAAUAAUAAAAUACCAUUAUGGAAUUAUCAAAUAAAAGAUUAUGAAAUUAUUCCUAUAAAUUCAAAAAAUGUAGUUGAAUCAAUUUCUAAAGGAAAUAUUGAUUUAUUUCAUUUUAUUAUUUCAGGUUCUAAUCCAAUACUAAAAGAGUACUUAACUCAUUUUUUACUUUAUAUUCAUUUUCCAUGGGAAAGAAAUAUUGAAAAUGGUAGUACUAAUCAAACUUUCCAUGUAACAGAAAAAACAACAAGAUGUCUUUUAUUUUAUUUAAUGUAUUCUCUUGGAAAUUCACAAAUUUUUGAAGGAAAUGAAUCACUUCAAAAAUUAUUUCUAAAAUUAAUUAAAAAUUUAAUUGAAAGAGAUGAUAUUAAAAUGAUUACUUUAAACCAAAAUAAUAAAGAAAAUGCAAUGAUUCUAAAGAGAUAUUUUAAAAUAACAAAAGACAUUCAAUGUAGUUUAUAUUAUUUUCAUUCAGUAUUAUUAAAUAAUAUUAAUAAUAUUAAUUUUAUAAAAAAUGAGUUAAUUAGUAUUUAUGAACAAUAUCUUCAUUCUCAAAAUGAUCAAUUAAAUGAAAUGAUGAUAAAAAAUAGACAACAUAUUUCUGAAUUAUUUAAACAUUUAAAUGAUAAAAAAGAAUUAGAAAAUUAUGCAUUGAAGUUUCUUGGAGAAAUUUGUGUAAAGACAGAAGAUACUUCAAUAAUUCAAAUAGAACAAAAUGAAAAAUAUAUAAAGAAAUUAAUUUUUAAAUCAAGAAAUAAUUUAAUAAAAUAUUUUAAUAAAAUUAAUGAAAAUGAAUUAUUAAUUGGUAAAGAAUUAGGAAAAGGUGUUUAUGCAACAGUUAAGUCUGGAUAUUAUAAAGGAAAUAAAGUUGCAAUUAAAAUCUUUAAUGAAAAUUCUUAUCAAUUUAGAAGUGAAGAUUUUCUUCAAGAAAUAGCUAUUAUGAGUUUAUUACAUAAUGAAAAUAUUAUUAAAACAUAUGGUGCUACAGUUAAUAUGAAAUUAAAUGAAGAAUCAACAUUUUAUAUUAUUAGUGAAUUGGCAAUAAAUGGAAAUUUAGAAGAACUAAUUUAUAAAAAAUCUAUUCAUGAAGAAAAUAAAUUAAAAAUGAUUUUAGAAAUUGCCAAAGGAUUAAAAUAUCUUCAUGAAUUGAAAAUAAUUCAUAGAGACCUUAAACCAGCAAAUAUUUUAAUAGGAAAUAAUUUCACUAUAAAAAUAUCUGAUUUUGGUCUUUCUGCUUUUGUUAAUGAAAAAAAAUUAGACGUUAUUUUGGGUUCUUAUAAAUGGAUGUCUCCUGAACGUUUUUUAAAGAAAAAAUAUGGCAAACCAGCAGAUGUAUAUGCCUUUGGUAUUAUCUCAUGGCAAAUACUUGAAUUGGAUGAACCAUUUCAACAAUACGUUUCAGUUGAGGAUUUGCAAAAUGCAAUUUGCUCUUUAAAUGAAAGACCUCCACUGACAAAUAUUUCAAUUAAUAUGAAGAAGUUAUUAGCCCGUUGUUGGAAUAAAACUCCAAAUAAAAGACCAAACUUUGUUUCAAUAAUUAAAGAAUUAUUAAUCAAUUCAAUUGACUAA
Molecule: messenger RNA, 2736 nt
Organism: Entamoeba dispar SAW760
Lineage: Eukaryota; Evosea; Mastigamoebida; Endamoebidae
Product: serine-threonine protein kinase, putative
Exons: 1
Coding region: 1-2736 (911 amino acids)
Biological process (GO): protein phosphorylation
Molecular function (GO): protein kinase activity; ATP binding
Source: RefSeq, a predicted model, not a curated record